GUGAAAUAUUUAAGGUCGGUGAGCGACCAGUCUCAACUCUGAGAGAGACGGACAGACAAGAGUGCUCGGCUCCUCUGUCCACUGUGACACUUUUAAAAAAGAAGCAUUUUUUUUGUUUCGUCUCCGCUCGAGGCGCAUCAACUCGAGAUGUCAUCGCAGAAGGUGGCGACCGUCAAAGUCUUCCUGGGCGCAUUCCUCGUGUUUGCAUUCAUUGCGAAUCACCCAGCGCACGCCGGCAACUGCUGGCUGCAGCAGAGCAAGAACGGCCGCUGCCGCGAGCUGCUCAAGAUGAACGUGAGCCAGCAGGAGUGCUGCCGGAGUGGUCGUCUGGGCUCGGCGUACACGGGCGAGCAAGUCUCCACUGCCACGCUGUUUCGCUGGAUGGCCUUCAGCGGCGGGGCGCCCAACUGCAAGCCCUGCAAAGAGACGUGCGACAACGUGGACUGCGGGCCCGGCAAGCAGUGCCGCAUGAGCCGCAGGAACAAGCCGCGUUGCGUCUGCGCCCCCGACUGCUCCAACGCGAGCCGGUCGUCCGUGUGCGGCACGGACGGCAAGACGUACCGCGACGGGUGCGCACUCCUCAAGGCCAGGUGCAAGGGCCAACCCAACCUGGAGAUGCAGUACCAUGGGCCAUGCCAGAAGAACUGCAAGGACGUGCAGUGUCCCAGCGGCACCUUCUGCGUGGUGGACCAGAACAACAACGCGCACUGCGUGCUCUGCAACCUGCGCCCGUGCCCCGCGGAUUCCGGCCAGGGCGAGCAGCAGCAGCAGCAACACGUGUGCGGCAAGGACGGCGUCACCUACGCCAGCGUGUGCAACCUGCGCCGUGCCACGUGCCUGCUCGGAAAGUCCAUCGGCGUCGCCUACCAGGGACGCUGCUCCAAGUCCAAGUCCUGUGACGACGUCCUGUGCGGAUCGGGCAAGAAGUGCCUCUGGGACCCUGCAGAGGGAGGGCCGCACUGCGCGCAGUGCAACGACAUUUGCCGCGACGCCAAGCGCAUGGAGCCCGUGUGCGCGACCAACAACAACACCUACCCCAACGCGUGCGCCAUGAGCAACGCCGCGUGCUCCAGCGGCAUCUACCUGGAGGUCAAGCACACGGGCUACUGCAGCGCCGCCGUGUAUUCCUUUCCCAGCCAUCAGUGAGGAAGAGGAGGAGGACAACGACGAUGUGGACAUGAACACAUUUCCUAAACCUAUCUUUCACAACUGGUAGUAGAGCUUUGGACCUAACAAAAACAAACCACACACACACACAAGAAAAGCAAAAAAAAAUGUUUCCAUAUUCUUUCACGCAUCUCUAAGCGCCCGGCUAGGGCCAAAUCACGAACCGUACACUACUGUACAUAUUCUAGAGGAAGCCACUUGUAUUUAUUCGCGUGAUGUUCUAAAAAAAAAAAUCUGUACAACAUUCGUUUUUUUUAAUUUAUAGCAUUGCAGUAUUUAUACUAUAUGGUCAGUCUGAAGUGUUUAUUUAUUUUGCAGUACAUGUAGUAGUGUUGUGGAAUUUGUAUCUCGUGCCAAGAGGAUAAAGGGGGCCCGAUUUGGUUCACACUCAAAACAUAAACAAUGACUGGUGUUUUGCAUGCAAAAAAGGGGCAGACGUAGACUAUAGCUCUAGAGUUUAUUUAAUUGCUUUUGAGAUCGCGUUAUUACCAGAUUUUACUCCAAAGUAUCUGUAAUGGAUAUACUAAUCAGUGUUAUAAUAGAUACAAUGUGAAUGUUAAACGCUUCAUGUAUGUUGUCGUUGUUGUUUUUUAAAAUCUAUCUUUGCAACUCUACCCCAUCCUCACCAUACGCCCCCCUCCCCUUCCCCCAAAUCAACCCGACGUUUGUGUUCCUAGCCUUUAGUUUUUACCGCUGCCUGAAUGAAGAUAUAUUUUAUAAGUACUAAAACAUGGAUCAUGUUUUUGUAUUGAAGUAUUUCAAUAUAAUUUUGUACUUUAAAUAUGAUAUGCUUUCUUUGUGAUUUGUUGUAUAUAUCGUGACCUUGUAAAUAUACCGAAGGGCACAGA
Messenger RNA from Lethenteron reissneri (Far Eastern brook lamprey), 2015 nucleotides. It is a transcript of the gene FST, whose product is annotated as follistatin. Gene Ontology annotation, cellular component: extracellular region. Gene Ontology annotation, molecular function: protein binding; activin binding. Gene Ontology annotation, biological process: negative regulation of activin receptor signaling pathway; cell differentiation; multicellular organism development. The record is from RefSeq and is a predicted model, not a curated record. Lineage: Eukaryota; Metazoa; Chordata; Hyperoartia; Petromyzontiformes; Petromyzontidae.